This is a messenger RNA of Coregonus sp. 'balchen', 15136 nucleotides long. The record is from the annotation of a GenBank genome assembly. Lineage: Eukaryota; Metazoa; Chordata; Actinopteri; Salmoniformes; Salmonidae.
AUGCUGAACGAUGCUGCCUCUGUCAUCUACAUUGUGCUGGAACUGCUGAUAGCCAUACUGUCCGUGCUGGGCAAUGUGCUAGUCUGCUGGGCCGUCUGCCUUAACAGCAACCUGCAGAGCAUCACCAACUUCUUUGUGGUGUCCCUGGCGGUGGCAGACAUUGCUGUGGGAGUGCUGGGUAUCCCCUUCGCCAUCGUUAUCAGCACAGGCUUCUGCUCCAACUUCUAUGGAUGCCUCUUCAUUGCUUGCUUUGUGCUGGUGCUCACCCAGAGCUCCAUCUUCAGCCUGCUGGCCAUCGCCAUAGACCGCUACAUCGCUAUCAAGAUGCCUCUCAGGUCAGUUCAACAUUGUAUUAACAUAUAGUGAGGGAAAAAAGUAUUUGAUCCCCUGCUGAUUUUGUACGUUUGCCCACUGACAAAGACAUGAUCAGUCUAUCAUUUUAAUGGUAGGUUUAUUUGAACAGUGAGAGACAGAAUAACAACAACAAAAUCCAGAAAAACGCAUGUCAAAAAUGUUAUAAAUUGAUUUGCAUUUUAAUGAGGGAAAUAAGUAUUUGACCCCUCUGCAAAACAUGACUUAGUACUUGGUGGCAAAACCCUUGUUGGCAAUCACAGAGGUCAGACGUUUCUUGUAGUUGGCCACCAGGUUUGCACACAUCUCAGGAGGGAUUUUGUUCCACUCCUCUUUGCAGAUCUUCUCCAAGUCAUUAAGGUUUCGAGGCUGACGUUUGGCAACUCGAACCUUCAGCUACCUCCACAGAUUUUCUAUUGGAUUAAGGUCUGGAGACUGGCUAGGCCACUCCAGGACCUUAAUGUGCUUCUUCUUGAGCCACUCCUUUGUUGCCUUGGCCGUGUGUUUUGGGUCAUUGUCAUUUACAUUUACAUUUUAGUCAUUUAGCAGACACUCUUAUCCAGAGCGACUUACAGGAGCAAUUAGGGUUAAGUGCCUUGCUCAAGGGCACAUUUACAUCAUUUAGCAGACGCUCUUAUCCAGAGCAACUACAAAUUGGUGCAUUCACCCUAUAGCCAGUGGGAUAACCACUUUACAAUUAUACUUUUUUUUUUUUUUGGGGGGGGGGGGGGGGAGGGGUAGAAGGAUUACUUUAUCCUAUCCCAGGUGUUCCUUAAAGAGGUGGGGUUUCAAAUGUCUCCGGAAGGUGGUGAGUGACUCCGCUGUCCUGGCGUCGUGAGGGAGCUUGUUCCACCAUUGGGGUGCCAGAGCAGCGAACAGCUUUGACUGGGCUGAGCGGGAACUAUGCUUCCGCAGAGGAAGGGGAGCCAGCAGGCCAGAGGUGGAUGAACGCAAUGCCCUCGCCUGGGUGUAGGGACUGAUCAGAGCCUGAAGGUACGGAGGUGCCGUUCCCCUCACUGCUCCAUAGGCAAGCACCAUGGUCUUGUAACGGAUGCGAGCUUCAACUGGAAGCCAGUGGAGUGUGCGGAGGAGGGGGGUGACGUGAGAGAACUUGGGAAGGUUGAACACCAGACGGGCUGCGGCAUUCUGGAUGAGUUGUAGGGGUUUAAUGGCACAGGCAGGGAGCCCAGCCAACAGCGAGUUGCAAUAAUCCAGACGGGAGAUGACAAGUGCCUGGAUUAGGACCUGUGCCGCUUCCUGUGUAAGGCAGGGUCGUACUCUCCGAAUGUUGUAGAGCAUGAACCUGCAGGAUCGGGUCACCGCCUUGAUGUUAGCGGAGAACGACAGGGUGUUGUCCAGGGUCACGCCAAGGCUCUUCGCACUCUGGGAGGAGGACACAACGGAGUUGUCAACCGUGAUGGCGAGAUCAUGGAACGGGCAGUCCUUCCCCGGGAGGAAGAGCAGCUCCGUCUUGCCAGGGUUCAGCUUGAGGUGGUGAUCCGUCAUCCAUACUGAUAUGUCGGCCAGACAUGCAGAGAUGCGAUUCGCCACCUGGUUAUCAGAAGGGGGAAAGGAGAAGAUUAGUUGUGUAUCGUCAGCGUAGCAAUGAUAGGAGAGGCCAUGUGAGGAUAUGACAGAGCCAAGUGACUUGGUGUAUAGGGAGAAAAGGAGAGGGCCUAGAACUGAUGCUGGAAUACCCAUCCACGACCCAUUUUCAAUGCCCUGGCUGAGGGAAGGAGGUUCUCACCCAAGAUUUGACGGUACAUGGCCCUGUCCAUCGUCCCUUUGAUGCGGUGAAGUUGUCCUGUCCCCUUAGCAGAAAAACACCCCUAAAGCAUAAUGUUUCCACCUCCAUGUUUGACGGUGGGGAUGGUGUUCUUGGGGUCAUAGGCAGCAUUCCUCCUCCUCCAAACACGGCAAGUUGAGUUGAUGCCAAAGAGCUCCAUUUUGGUCUCAUCUGACCACAACACUUUCACCGAGUUCUCCUCUGAAUCAUUCAGAUGUUCAUUGGCAAACUUCAGACGGCCCUGUAUAUGUGCUUUCUUGAGCAGGGGGACCUUGCAGGCGCUGCAGGAUUUCAGUCCUUCACGGCGUAGUGUGUUACCAAUUGUUUUCUUGGUGACUAUGGUCCCAGCUGCCUUGAGAUCAUUGACAAGAUCCUCCCGUGUAGUUCUGGGCUGAUUCCUCACCGUUCUCAUGAUCAUUGCAACUCCACGAGGUGAGAUCUUGCAUGGAGCCCCAGGCCGAGGGAGAUUGACAGUUAUUUUGUGUUUCUUCCAUUUGCGAAUAAUCGCACCAACUGUUGUCACCUUCUCACCAAACUGCUUGGCAAUGGUCUUGUAGCCCAUUCCAGCCUUGUGUAGGUCUACAAUCUUGUCCCUGACAUCCUUGGAGAGCUCUUUGGUCUUGGCCAUGGUGGAGAGUUUGGAAUCUGAUUGAUUGAUUGCUUCUGUGGACAGGUGUCUUUUAUACAGGUAACAAGCUGAGAUUAGGAGCACUCCCUUUAAGAGUGUGCUCCUAAUCUCAGCUCAUUACCUGUAUAAAAGACACCUGGGAGCCAGAAAUCUUUCUGAUUGAGAGGGGGUCAAAUACUUAUUUCCCUCAUUAAAAUGCAAAUCAAUUUAUAACAUUUUUGACAUGCGUUUUUCUGGAUUUUGUUGUUGUUAUUCUGCCUCUCACUGUUCAAAUAAACCUACCAUUAAAAUUAUAGACUGAUCAUUUCUUUGUCAGUGGGCAAACGUACAAAAUCAGCAGGGGAUCAAAUACUUUUUUCCCUCACUGUAAGUAUUUGACCCCCUCUCAAUCAGAAAGAUUUCUGGCUCCCAGGUGUCUUUUAUACAGGUAACGAGCUGAGAUUAGGAGCACACUGGCUGGGAGUCAAAUGGCUGGGAAUACAGAUAUGUAUCUGUUAUUUUUUUUUAAGUAGGGGUGUGGAUCAGAAAACCACUCAGUAUCUGGUGUGACCACCAUUUGCCUCAUGCAGCUUUUCACAUAGAGUCGAUCAGGCUGUUGUCCUACUCCUCUUCAAUGGCUGUGCGAAGUUGCUGGAUGUUGGUGGGAACUGGAACAUGCUGUCUUACAUGUCGACCCAGAGCAUCCCAAACAUACUCAAGGGGUGACAUGUCUGGUGAGUAUGCAGGCCAUGGAAGAACUGGGACAUUUUCAGCUUCCAGGAAUUGUGUACAGAUCCUUGCAACAUGGGGCCGUGCAUUAUCAUGCUGAAACAUGAGGUGAUGGCGGCGGAUGAAUGGCACAACAAUGGGCAUCUGUCUGUGCAUUCAAAUUGUCAUAGAUAAAAUGCAAUUGUGUUCGUUGUCUGUAGCUUAUGCCUACCCAUACCAUAACCCAACCGCCACCAUAAGAAACUAUUUUCACAACGUUGACAUCAGCAAACUGCUCACCCACACAACGCCAUACACGUGGUCUGCGGUUGUGAGGCAGGUUGGACAUACUGCCAAAUUCUCUAAAACGAUGUUGGAGGUGGCUUAUGGUAGAGAAAUGAACAUAAAAUUAUCUGGCAACAGCUCUGGUGGACAUUCCUGCAGUCAGCAUGUCAACUGCACACUCCUUCAAAACUUUAGACAUCUGUGGCAUUGUGUUGUGUGACAACUGCACAUUUUAGUGGGCUAUUAUUGUCCCCAGCACAAGGUGCACCUGUGUAAUGAUCAUGCUGUUUAAUCAGCUUCUUGAUAUGCCACACCUGUCAGGUGGAUGGAUUAUCUUGGCAAAGGAGAAAUGCUCACUAACAGGGAUGUAAACAAAUUUGUGCACAACAUUUGAGAGAAAUAAGCAUUUUGUGCAUACAGUGAGGGAAAAAAGUAUUUGAUCCCCUGCUGAUUUUGUACAUUUGCCCACUGACAAAGAAAUGAUAAGAUAAAUAUAAUUUUAAUGUCAGGUUUAUUUGAACAGUGAGAGACAGAAUAACAACAAAAAAAUGCAGAAAAAACGCAUUUCAAAAAUGUUAUAAAUAUAUUUGCAUUUUAUUGAGGGAAAUAAGUAUUUGACCCCCUCUCAAUCAGAAAGAUUUCUGGCUCCCAGGUGUCUUUUAUACAGGUAACGAGCUGAGAUUAGGAGCACACUCUUAAAGGGAGUGCUCCUAAUCUCAGCUUGUUACCUGUAUAAAAGACACCUGUCCACAGAAGCAAUCAAUCAAUCAGAUUCCAAACUCUCCGCCAAGACCAGAGAGCUCUCCAGGGAUAUCAGGGACAAGAUUGUAGACCUACACAAGGCUGGAAUGGGCUACAAGACCAUCGCCAAGCAGCUUGGUGAGAAGGUGACAACAGUUGGUGCGAUUAUUCGCAAAUGGAAGAAACACAAAAUAACUGUUAAUCUCCCUCGGCCUGGGGCUCCAUGCAAGAUCUCACCUCGUGGAGUUGCAAUGAUCAUGAGAACGGUGAGGAAUCAGCCCAGAACUACACGGGAGGAUCUUGUCAAUGAUCUCAAGGCAGCUGGGACCAUAGUCACCAAGAAAACAAUUGGUAACACACUACGCCGUGAAGGACUGAAAUCCUGCAGCGCCUGCAAGGUCCCCCUGCUCAAGAAAGCACAUAUACAGGGCCGUCUGAAGUUUGCCAAUGAACAUCUGAAUGAUUCAGAGGAGAACUCGGUGAAAGUGUUGUGGUCAGAUGAGACCAAAAUGGAGCUCUUUGGCAUCAACUCAACUUGCCGUGUUUGGAGGAGGAGGAAUGCUGCCUAUGACCCCAAGAACACCAUCCCCACCGUCAAACAUGGAGGUGGAAACAUUAUGCUUUAGGGGUGUUUUUCUGCUAAGGGGACAGGACAACUUCACCGCAUCAAAGGGACGAUGGACGGGGCCAUGUACCAUCAAAUCUUGGGUGAGAACCUCCUUCCCUCAGCCAUGGCAUUGAAAAUGGUCGUGGAUGGGUAUUCCAGCAUGACAAUGACCCAAAACACAUGGCCAAGGCAACAAAGGAGUGGCUCAAGAAGAAGCACAUUAAGGUCCUGGAGUGGCCUAGCCAGUCUCCAGACCUUAAUCCCAUAGAAAAUCUGUGGAGGGAGCUGAAGGUUCGAGUUGCCAAACGUCAGCCUCGAAACCUUAAUGACUUGGAGAAGAUCUGCAAAGAGGAGUGGAACAAAAUCCCUCCUGAGAUGUGAGCAAACCUGGUGGCCAACUACAAGAAACGUCUGACCUCUGUGAUUGCCAACAAGGGUUUUGCCACCAAGUACUAAGUCAUGUUUUGCAGAGGGGUCAAAUACGUAUUUCCCUCAUUAAAAUGCAAAUCAAUUUAUAACAUUUUUGACAUGUGUUUUUCUGGAUUUUGUUGUUGUUAUUCUGUCUCUCACUGUUCAAAUAAACCUACCAUUAAAAUGAUAGACUGAUCAUGUCUUUGUCAGUGGGCAAACGUACAAAAUCAGCAGGGGAUCAAAUACUUUUUUCCCUCACUGUAUUUCCCUCAUUAAAAUGCAAAUCAAUUCAUAACAUUUUUGACAUGCGUUUUUCUGGAUUUUUGUUGUUGUUAUUCUGUCUCUCACUGUUCAAAUAAACAUACCAUUAAAAUUAUAGACUGAUCAUUUCUUUGUCAGUGGGCAAACGUACAAAAUCAGCAGGGGAUCAAAUAAUUUUUUCCCUCACUGUACAUUGUGUAGUUUUAAUGCCAGUAGCAAUUGCAAAAAAAUUCUAAAGUAAAUCUAAAACCUGUGUGAGGUAUUUUCAGAAUAGAGCAGCAGAAGACCGUGCUAUUUUUGAAUUAACUUUAAAUCUUUAGCCCAAAUGGCUAGAUUAGCUUUUUUGAUUUCCUCAGUGGAUCCAGAUAUAUAGCCUCCUUCCCAGGAGGCAAGCUCACCCAGGACCAGUUAAGUGGAAUCUCCUUUGACUAUGAGUUUAUACAGACCAUGACCCCCCUUCAGAACUAUACACGUCAAAAAACAUUAGCUGUUUAGACCACUCAUUUAUUUUCCUAUAUAGACAAAUAUAAAUUACAUUAUGCCUUAAAAUUAAUUAAUAAUCAGUCAUUACUUAUACACUUUCUGGAUAGUGUGUGCAGACUUAUUGCAUCCAAGAUAGUUUGUUGUUCUGAGUUUAGGGCUUUUGUGCAUGUCUGUGUUCCUGCAUCCCUCACAGCUAACCUUUGAACUUUAACAUCUUGAGAAUGUGACAGAAAUAGGCCAAAUAGCUUAGCUGCUCUCCCACACUGACCAACAGACACACUCGAAAUAGACGUCCCUUCCAAAUACUAACAUUUUGUUUUUAAGUAUCUAUUUUAUUACUUAAAAGAGACGUUUUCCCAUUAAAAAAAAGUGUGUGAGAAUGAUAUGCCUAUUAUGUUUAUUUUUAACUCACUAUCCCUUAACCUCUGGGGGACUCUAACCCUCCAGAGAGACAACUCGUGCUCCCCAAUCCAACAGAGCAUGUGUGCCUCCCGAGUGUUACAGCCGGCCAUGACCGGGAGACCCAUGAGGCGGUGCACAAUUGGCACAGCGUCGUACGGGUUAGCGCUCGCCGGGAUUUCCUUGUCCCAUCGCACUCUAGCGACUCCUUGUGGUGGGCCGAGCGCCUGCAACCUGACUUUGGUCGCCAGAUGGACAGUGUUUCCACCGACACAUUGGUGCGGCUGGCUGUCGUGUUUUGGAGGACGCAUGGCUCUCGACCUUCUGAGUCCCCGAGUCCGUAGGGGAGUUGCAGUGAUGGGACAAGACUGUAACUACCAAUUGGAUAUCACGAAAUUGGGGGAAGAAAAAAAUAACUGAACGUGUGUCUUAGGUCUUAGGGUUAGAUUGUGUGUCUUACUAACAGUGUCCAUAUCUUUAUUGUUCCCACAGGUACAAUAGCCUGGUGACUGGCCAGCGUGCCAAGGGGAUCAUUGCUGUCUGCUGGGUGCUGUCCAUCAUCAUCGGCCUGACCCCAAUGUUGGGCUGGAAUAAAUCCACUGAGCGCCCCAACAGCACCUGCCCCCCAGGCCUGAUGGAGUGUCUGUUUGAGGAGGUGGUGGUCAUGGACUACAUGGUCUACUUUAACUUCUUUGCCUGUGUGCUGAUGCCUCUGCUGCUCAUGCUGGUCAUCUACCUGCGGAUCUUCAUGGCAGCUCGGCAUCAGCUGAAGCUCAUAGAAUUGAAGGCUGUCCACGGGGGGAAGUCCCACUCCACCCUGCAGAAGGAGGUCCAGGCAGCCAAGUCGCUGGCCAUCAUCGUGGGCCUGUUUGCCAUCUGCUGGCUGCCGCUGCACAUCAUCAACUGCUUCACCCUGUUCUGCCCUCAGUGUGCCCGCCCACCCCUCUGGAUCAUAUACGUCGCCAUCAUCCUCUCCCACGGCAACUCGGUGGUCAACCCUUUCAUCUAUGCAUACCGCAUCCGGGAGUUCCGCCACACCUUCAGGAGGAUCAUCCGCCACCACCUCUUUGGCCUCCACCGCCGGGAGAUGUUUGAGAGUGGCGGCAGCACCCGCACCUCCACCCCCAACAGCCUCGGUGGCUCAGUAAGGGUUAAGGCCAAUGGCCUCAGCUUCGACCACACCGAGCACAGCAUCAGUAGCUGUGAGAACUCCUACCCCUGUCAUAGCCAUGUCACACCUGCAGGGGCCGUUCUGAACUCAGCGCCUAUUUCACAACCACCCUCUUUCCGUUAUUAGUUUCCACAAUCACAAUGUGAGCCCCCCUCUGCCAGAGCCUCUCAGACAGACACAGACACACCCCUUAUGUCAUCCCCUGCAGUAUAGGGACCAGCAGCAGCAGUCUCCUAAAGGACCGGAGGUGGAAGAGGUAAAGAACAGGCAGGAUCUCAACCCUGUCCAGGUCAAAUCACUGUUCUAUAAACAGAAAACCUGCUUCACCGAGCUUUCUGGGGUGACCUGAUGGAUACAGAAUUGGCAUCAGACAGCUACAAAGGAUCCUUAACACCUGGCCUUUGUGUGAAAUUACUCCAGAUACUCUUAUUUUUCUGGAGUCAGCUCAGGGAAUAAUGGUAGAUUACUGGGCAGGCAGGCUCACAAGCUGAGGAUCAGAGUUUGGAUGUAUCUCAUGUUAUCUAGAUGGCCUAAUGCCACAUGCUUGGAGGCAUUCUAUCAGCAGGGAUUCUAGCAGUGGAGCCGAGCACCUACACAAAGGCAGCCAUACAUAACAUACUGUAUAUGUACCAUUUAUUUUGUAUUUCAAUUGGACCUUUCAGAUUCUUGAAGCAAUAAUCAUUUUAGUUAUUUAUUGCAGAAAUGUGACUUGAAUGGUUCAAUGUGAUUCUGUUUAUGAUGUUUAUUCUCUUGGUCUGUGGCGCUUAGAUCUGAAUCCUCACAAUUGGCUUUUGUUCUUUGCCACCUGGUGAGCCCUAAAGAAAUAACAUUGACGUAAUUGGAUUAAUCUUGUGUAUUUGGGGAUGGCAGGGAUAUUCCAAGCGUGUGAUAUGGGGACGGUACUGCUGCAUUCAUUUAGCAUGUUUGUGUACCAUACAGAUGUACAUUUCCUUUAGACGUUCAGGUUUAUGAUCUUGCAAAUGUAUGAACGCAACAAAGCUCAAAUCUGCCUAGCUAAGUGUUUUUCAAUGAUAAUGGUUUUCAACUAUUUUGAGGAGGAUCUAUUCUUCUACCACUGUGUACUUUGUCUACAUUACAGUUCUUUCAAUUUGUCUGUCAGUCGCACAAACUGGUGCAGAUCAUUCAGAUAACACAAACAAUUAAAUGGUACAAAUAAAUAAUGACAUACAGCUUACAUUUUUCACAAAAUGACUCUCUCUCUCAAGUGUUACACAGCUAUAGCAUUCUCUGUGCUCUCACAUUUCGGAUGCAAUGCAUGCAGCAAUACCUCCUGUAUGAAAAUAAAUAUAUUUUUAAGUAUAUCUGUUUGCGUUUCCAUGUUGAACUGUUUACGCAUUACAAUUACUAUACAGUUUUCCCAAACAUGAAUGAAUAAGUGCAGAGAAAGCUCCAGGGCUCACCGUGGCUUUGCUCCCAGAAGGGAGGAGUUUUGAACAAAGGGCAGUGAAGCUCCAUAAGAGGGCUGGUCAGUCUGUGGAGGGGGCGGGGCGGGGCGGGGCGGGGCAGACCAGACCAGACCAGACCAGACCAGACCAGACCAGACGGCCAUGGGAUUUAUGUCCCCUAUUACAAACUGGGAGGUCCUCUGAUUUCUACAGCUUUCCCAGCUUUUAGCCAAAUUCCCUGAUGAUUCCAGGUUACGGGGCACAUGGCAUUCUCCUUUUAAUGUCCUCCCAGGGGCUUACUGAAAUGACAUUUUAGUGUUUUUUAAAGAUGCUACCAGCAUAGUUCACUGGUGUUUUCUGCACAACAAAAAUCUUUCUGACAUGACUAAAUAAGACUUCCACAACUCACCCUUUUAGAAGUGGCCAUUCUGGCCAAUACCUCUUUCACUCACUCGACGUCGCCGGUUUACUAACCACCAAUCCUGGCAACCCAUCAUUACGCACACCUGGCAACCCUCAUUACGCACACCUGCGCCCCAUCAUUAGGCACAAUUGGACUUAAUCAAUACCCUGAUUACUCCCCCUUUAUUUAGCCCUCAUUUGUCAUCAGUCCUUAGGUGUUAUUGGUUGUCUCUCACGUUCAGUACGCGUCCCAUGUUUGUUCGUUUGUAUCUGUUCCGUAUUAAACUCACCUUCUGCACCUGCUUUCUGGCUCAUGGCAUAUACGUUAUAGUGUAAACCUCUAUAUCAACAGUAUACUGUACCUGUGACUGGGGGGUAAUGUUACAGAUAUAGUUUCAUGACUCAGUGAUGACCAGUGGUCCUGAAACUGUACAUGGUUUACUGUACAUUUGGCCAUGAGGAAUGGUGCUCACUGAACAAGGCUAAUGUAAUUAUCUCACUGAGUGCCUCAUUCACUGGCAUGUACAAUCUAUCAAGUGUUAGAUGGUCUGGUAUUCUUGACUCAUCUGAUUGCUAGUGUAAUAUGAGCAGUAACAACGCACAUUCUCUUCAUGGUUAUACAGUGGGAAAGAGUUGAUUGAUAGUUCAGUGUUGAUGGUUUAAUCUUAUCAACCCUGCUGAUGACCCUUUUUGCACUCUUGACUCAUCACAUACGCUGCUGUUACUGUUUAUUAUCUAUUCUGUUGCCUAGUCACUUUAUCCCUACCUAUAUGUACAUAUCUACCUCAAAUUACCUCGUACCCCAGCACAUCGACUCGGUACUGGUACACCAUGUAUACAGCCAAGUUAUCGUUACUCAUUGUAUAUUUAUUCCUCCUAUUAUUUCUAUUUUUUUUCUCUCUGCAUUGUUGUGAAGGGCCCGUAACUAAGCAUUUCACUGUUAGUCUACACCUGUUGUUUACGAAGCAUGUAACAAAUACAAUUUGAUUUGAUAUGGCAUACAAGUCAGCAGGACAUGCCAUGAAUGGACUGAGGUCCUCAGAUGAUCUACUGUACUGGUUAUUGUUAAGGUGGUAAGUAGAGAAUGUGUGGAAUGUAUUCAAUAUAACUUGUGUGGUAUUGUAAAAUAAGAGGAAAAGCUCAGAUCCUAAUGUUUCUAAACAAAAUACAAAUAAUUUCUCUCUUAGAUUUGUUGUGAUGAUGCUUAUGGUAACAACUGGCUUGCCAAUAUAAUUCACUAGUUAGUAGAGUAGCAUUGUCUCUAUGGGUCAUGUACAGCCUUGUUUUCAAUCCCAGUUAGUGGUCGGCUGACAAUAAACCCCCUAAAUCCUCCCCCACAGUAGCUAAGUCAGACCUCAGUCUUCAACAAAUACAGUGCAUUCGGAAAGUAUUCGGACCCCUUCCCCUUUUCCACAUUUUGCUAAGUUACAGCCUUAUUCUAAAAUGGAUUAAAUCAAUAGAAAUCCUCAUCAAUCUACACACAAUACCCCAUAAUGACAAAGCGAAAACAGGUUUUUAGAAAUAGCUUAUUUACAUAAGUGUUCAGACCCUUUGCUAUGAUACUCAGAAUUGAGCUCAGGUGCAUCCUGUUUCCAUUGAUCAUCCUUGAGAUGUGUCUACAACUUGAUUGGAGUCCACCUGUGGUAAAUUCAAUUGAUUGGACAUGAUUUGGAAAGGCACACACCUGUCCAUAUAAGGUCCCACAGUUGACAGUGCAUGUCAGAGCAAAAACCAAGCCAUAAGGUCGAAGGAAUUGUCUCUAGAGCUCCGAGACAGGAUUGUGUCGAGGCACAGAUCUGGGGAAGGGUACCAAAAACCUUCUGCAGCAUUGAAGGUCCCCAAGAACACAGUGGCCUCCAUCAUUCUUAAAUGGAAGACGUUUGGAACCACCAAGACUCUUCCUAGAGCUGGCCGCCCAAGCCAAACUGAGCAAUCGGGGGAGAAAGGCCUUUGUCAGGGAGGUGACCAAGAACCCGAUGGUCACUCUGACAGAGCUCCAGAGUUCCUCUGUGGAGAUGGGAGAACCUUCCAGAAGGUCAACUAUCUCUGCAGCACUCCACCAAUCAGGACUUUAUGGUAGAGUGGCCAGACAGAAGGCACGUCUGGAGGAAACCUGACACCAUCCCUACGUUGAAGCAUGAUGGUGGCAGCAUCAUGCUGUGGGAAUGUUUUUCAGCGGCAGGGACUGGGAGACUAGUCAGGAUCGAGAGAAAGAUGAACGGAGCAAAGUACAGAGAGAUCCUUGAUGAAAACCUGCUCCAGAGUGCUCAGGACCUCAGACUGGGGCGAAGGUUCACCUUCCAACAGGACAACGACCCUAAGCACACAGCCAAGACAACGCAGGAGUGGCUUUGGGACAAGUCUCUGAAUGUCCUUGAGUGGCCCAGCCAGAGCCCGGACUUGAACCCGAUCGAACAUCUCUGAAGAGACCUGAAAAUAACUGCGCAGCGACGCUCCCCAUCCAACCUGACAGAGCUUGAGAGGAUCUGCAGAGAAGAAUGGGAGAAGCUCCCCAAAUACAGGUGUGCCAAGCUUGUAGCGUCAUACCCAAGAAGACUCAAGGCUGUAAUCGCUGCCAAAGGUGCUUCAACAAAGUACUGAGGGGGUCUGAAUACUUAUGUAAAUGUAAUAUUUCCGUUUUUUUUUAAUUAUAAAUUUGCGAACAUUUCUAAAAACCUGUUUUUGCUUUGUCAUUAUGGAGUAUUGUGUGUAGAUUGAUGAAGGAAAAAAACGAUUAAAUCAAUUUUAGAAUAAGGCUGUAACAUAAUAAAAUGUGGAAAAAGUCAAGGGGUCAGAAUACUUUCCAAAUGUGCUGUAGCAGUAAAAGCCAUAGGACCUGUGUGUCUGUGUAUUGACUCCAUGGAAACAAACAAGAACACUUCCCUCACAUAAAAGGUUCUGUCUUCUCUUCUUUUGAAAGGAGGGGAGAGAAGAGGGGUUAUCAACCAGGGGGAAUGUGCUGUCAACUGUUGGUUUGCUCAGAGCAACUGCAGAAGCCAUUCACAAUAGCCUCCUCAUCAGAGCAGAAGCUUAGUCACUAAGUAUGACAGUAGUCAACAACAUUGAUUUUAAAAAAAACUAUUGUGGCACUGUGUGCUAAGCCCAAACUCAUUACUCCUUUGGCUCUAUGGAAGAGGCGAGUGCUUCAGCUAUUUGUGGCGACAUUACGGGAGGUGGCUUUAGAGGUCUGGUCUGAAGCGUUUUGUAUAGAGAAGAUGAAAUGUUUGUCACAGUGCAGUUUGGAGGUAAGUGAAAGACUUAGGUGCUAUUUCAUCAUCAUCAUGACUUGAUUGAGCAUAAUUCCUUCAUCUCUAUGGAGGCCAACAGCUGACCUCUAAUGAAACCUUUGGAGAUUAUAAACAGAUCAUUUGAGAAUAACACAUUUAAACAUUAGAUGUACUUUUGUGAUGUAUGUCAUAUGUGGGGCGGCAGGUAGCCUAGCGGUUAAGAGCAUUGGGCCAGUAACUGAAAGGUCGCUGGUUUGAAUCCCCUAGGUGAAAACCUGGGGAUGUGCCCUUGAGCAAGGCACUUAAUCAUAAUUGCUCCUGUUAGUCGCUCUGGAUAAGAGCAUCUGCUAAAAUAUGAAUGUAAUAUGAUGUUAUAGGACAUGUACAAAAAUACUUAUCUUUUCUCACUUUGAAAGAGGACCAAACAGAACUGUUUAACCUGAACUGCAGGAUGAUAAACUUCAUCCACAGUUUGAAGGAGAGGUGUUAUCUGGAUUCUCAAGGUACAAUUCCGUACUUAUCCCAGCAGAAGAAUGUACAGUUGAACUUCAGAUAUGUUAUAUUACAUUCCUUAUUCAACCUCAGAAGCACCUGAUAGUGUUGUUUGUAUUUGUAUUUAUUAGGGAUCCCCAUUAGCUGCUGCCAAGGCAGCAGCUACUCUUUCUGGGGUCCAAACACAUUAAGGCACUUACAUUACACAUAAAAUAGUCUGAAAGCAUGAUACAAACACUACUGUAUAUACUGUACAUUAUACAGUACACUGCCAUGUGAGGUUGUAUUCACAUGGCAUCUCUGCCAAUGACUGGAAAUGAUAGAAACAGUCUGCCAGAUUGUUUCCGGACUGAGUAAAUGCCAAUAAGUGAAUAUGUAAUAGACAGAGAGAGCCCAGUGUAAAUGUCACAUUACAGAUGUACUCUACAGACUGUGUGGACCUGAUGGACAGGACAGGGGAGCUGGUGAACCUGAGUGACAAGGAGCAGAGCAUGGAGCAGGCCAGCAGUCUGAUGAAGGAGAGGCACAGCUAUGUCCUCAUACGCAUCUGCAGUGAGUCUCUCCAAAUAUAAUAAAGGCACUAGGCUAUGUAUGUCUAAAGAUCCCAUGGGAUCAAAGAGUGAUUUCUCACAUUGCCUGCUCUACACACGAUUACUAGGCCUACCAAUAUGUUAUAGAUAGGUUGUUAACAUGGCUGCAGUAAAUGUUAUUAUUACUGAAGUUAUUUUACAGUAAUGAAACUGGUUAACUUUAAUUCAAUUCAUAUUGACCCCAGGAGGUGACGGGACUGAAGGGCAGAAGUAUGUGCCACUCCUAAAUGACCUUGGCAAGAGCCAUCCUGAGUUAGCAGGUAAUGGAAAAAAACAUCCACAGCACAGAGGCAAAUGUGCACGACUGAAACCACUGCAUGGCUUUAUUCAGUGCCGGCACUGACCAUGAUCUAAAGUGGUUGUUUGUGGCCUCCUUAUGGGACAGUACCUGUAACGUGACCUUCUUGCCUAGUUACUGUACAUGUGGAGUACACUAGCCUUAAGCAAACCCACAUCAAGCCUGAUUUAAGACUGUACGAUAAGGGGUGGUUAAUAUGUAUGUACUAGCUGUCUAUACUCGUGUAUGUUACUUUUGUACAUUUUUCUACCUCAGAGGUCCUGAAGAAGCUGUCCAACCCCUGUAAGGAGCGGGACAGAAAGGGUGGUCCCUCAAGGAAAGGCUCUGUCAACCAGACCCGGCGCAAGCCCACUGCUGGAAACAAGAAGAGCCAUCCUGGAAAACUUUGACUUUUAAGAAAGGAGAGGAGGGGGGCCUCCUGAGUGGCGCAGCGGUCUAAGGCCCUGCAUCCUCGUGCAUGAGGCGUCACUACAGACCCGGGUUCGAUCCCAGGCUGUGUUACAGCCGGCCGUGACCGGGAGACCCAUGAGGUGGCACACAAUUGGCCCAGCGUCGUCCGGGUUAGGGGAGGGUUUGUCGGCCGGGAUGUCCUUGUCCCAUCGCGCUCUAGUGACUCCUGUGGCGGGCCGGGCGCAUGCACGCUGACUUCGGUCGCCAGCUGUACGGUGUUUCCUCCGACACAUUGGUGCGGCUGGCUUCCGGGUUAAGUGAGCAGUGUGUCAAGAAGCAGUGCGGCUUGGCAGGGUCGUGUUUCCAAGGAUGCAUGGCUCUCGACCUUCGCCUCUCCAGAGUCCGUACGGGAGUUGCAGCGAUGGGACAAGACUGUAACUACCAAUUGGGGAGAAAAAGAGGUAAAAAGUACAAAAAAUGAUCAUAAUAAAGGGGAGGAGGAAGGGUGAAAAAGAUGGUGA